This is a messenger RNA of Lycium barbarum (goji berry), 1083 nucleotides long. RefSeq lists its product as uncharacterized. Bases 145 to 795 code for a protein of 216 amino acids. The transcript has 2 exons. The record is from RefSeq and is a predicted model, not a curated record. Lineage: Eukaryota; Viridiplantae; Streptophyta; Magnoliopsida; Solanales; Solanaceae.
CCGCCCUUAGACCCCACGUACAUCAAUCUCCCUCUAUAAAGAACUGAACAAUCCCAUUGUAAAAUCACCAAAAACCACACUAUUCUCUCCUUAUUAUUACAUAAUAAUAUUCUGUUCUGUUCUUACCACUUUCUUCUUGUUCCAAUGGUUAGAGGAGCCAUAAAUAUUAAGUUAACUAUAGAAGAAAAAGUUCCACCACAAAAGAAGAUCAAUGUUUCUUUAGCAAAUCAAAAGAGGUCAAGUUCUACUUGUAAGUGCUGUGGUGGUUCUUCUAGCAAGGUCACUAAGACUUCUAAGGCUGGGUUUGUUGAGGGGAGCAGUGGACGUGCAGGUUAUAAAGGGAACGCUACUUAUAAAUCUACUCGCAAAGUGAAUGACAAGGUUCAUUCUGGUGAAAUACGAAAGAGCUCAUGUUCUACUUAUAAAAAGUCUGGUGGUUCUUCUAGCAGGGUCACUAAGAAGGCUGGUGUUUUUGUCGAUGGGCGCAGUGGAUGUGAAGAGUAUAGAGAGGAAGCUAAUUAUAAGUCUUCUUACAAGGUGAAUGGCAAGGCUCAUUCUGGUGAAAUACGAAAGAGCUCAAGUACUUAUAAAUGCAAGGCUGGUGAUGGGCGCAGUGGACGUGAAGAGUAUAGAGAGGAAGCUAAUUAUAAGUCUUCUUACAAGGUGAAUGGAAAGGGUCAUGGUGUUACUACUGAGUUUGAGACUAGUGUCAAGUGCAAGAAGACUACUACUUAUGAUAAUUCCAACAAGUACUUAUUAGGCAGGGUCACUGAGACUUACAAGGCCGGAAGCUAAUAUAAAUCUACUUACAAAAUGAAUGAUAAAGCUCAUGGUGUUAUUACUGAGUUUGAGACUAGUGUCAACAGCAAAAAGACUACUAUGAUAAUUCUAACAAAUCCAACUACAAGAAGGUUAAUUAUUAUUAAUUAGUUUUAUUUUUUCUAUGUUAUUGUUAAAUAUAUAUUUAAGUAGACUGUGGUUUGAGUUUUUUUUUUCUUAGUCUUCCAUUUGGUAUCUUGAAUACCGUUCACAUGUACUUUUUAUUUUCUUUCGCAUACUAUUUUCUUAUAAUGUUUGUGCCAA